Messenger RNA from Phymastichus coffea, 1660 nucleotides. RefSeq names its product very-long-chain 3-oxoacyl-CoA reductase (gene spidey). The transcript is spliced from 4 exons. The coding region runs from base 302 to 1291 and encodes 329 amino acids. Gene Ontology annotation, molecular function: oxidoreductase activity. Gene Ontology annotation, cellular component: endoplasmic reticulum. The record is from RefSeq and is a predicted model, not a curated record. NCBI's taxonomy places the organism in Eukaryota, Metazoa, Arthropoda, Insecta, Hymenoptera, Eulophidae.
GAGUCGUCGAGCCGCCGUGGUUCAUCGUCGAGCCGUGCGGCUUUCCCGAAUUAUCAGCUGCACUCGGGCCGCAGAACACGUACGCACACGUUUUUCGUCAGCUAGCCCAGUGGCCUCUUACUGUCCCGCUAUACACUCUGCGGAUGCUACUGCCAGAGUAGCGCGCACGACGGAACACAGCGGCGAAUCCGCCGGACGUUUGGAAAGCGUGCGCAACUGAUACUCGCAUUCGCGAGUGAACGACAUUGGCGCGAGUGUAUCCGAGACAAUUUGUUGAGCUGAACGCUCGUUGUGUAACAGAAUGGCGCUAACGUGUUGGGAGAAGAUAGCACUUGUGAUAGUAGCAGCGGUCGGCCUGCGAAUAACCGUCCGGCUGAGCUUGACGGUCUGGAGGAAGCUGAUAGCACCGAAUUUGGGCCUUGGUAUCGACGUUGCGAGCCAGGGUAAGUGGGCAGUGGUGACCGGUGCCACCGAUGGACUCGGAAAAGCUUUCGCGCAAGCUUUGGCGAACAAAGGCUUGGACAUCGUCUUGGUGUCGAGGUCUCUGCCGAAAUUGGAAGACGUGGCUGCCAACAUUAAGAGGACUUACGGGGUAGAAACUCGCGUCGUCGAGGCUGAUUUGACCGAGGGACAAGCUGUUUACAACAAAAUCGGCAAGGCUAUCGAGGAGCUUGAGGUAGGCGUGCUGGUGAACAACGCGGGCACGAGCUACGAUCACCCGGAGCUGUUCACCCACGUGAGCGAGGAGACGAUCUCGAGGAUCCUGCAGCUGAACGUGGCCGGCGUGACCGGUGUCGCGAGGCAGGUGCUUCCUGGAAUGAUGGAGCGGGGCAAAGGCGUCGUUAUCAACGUCGGCUCUGCGGCCGGUGCAAUGCCGAGUCCCUAUCUGGCCGUGUACUCGGCGAGCAAGAUGUUCGUCGACAAACUGAGCGCCGAUUUGGCUGCCGAGGCCGCCCCCAGAGGUGUCACCGUUCAAUGCGUUCUACCUGGACCCGUUGCCACCAAGAUGUCCAAGAUCAAGCGCGCCACGUGGAUGGCACCAACACCGGAACGUUUCGUUGAGGCAUCACUGAAAACCGUAGGCAUUGAGCAACGCACGACCGGCUAUCCACCACACUGUUUAAUCUUGGGUUUCAUCAAUGGAUUACGAUGCAUCUGCGAGAAAGGUGCCGUUUGGUUAGUUGCAAGGACAAUGCUGAACAUUCGUGGACGCGCGCUUCGUAAGAAGCCGAAAGAUGAGGCUGCCAGUGUAUCGAAAGAAGACGAGAGCAGCGAAGCUCUCGCUAGUUAAACACAAAGACUAUAAUGUAUAAUGAUGUGAUUCUUAUGUGCUCUCUUACGCGCGCGCGCGCGGAAGUUUGUUUUUCUUGUUCUAGAAGAGGAUAAAGGUGACGUUGUGCAAGCUUCGUUUGACCGCUGGGUCGUUGCAUAUAGUUAUAUACCAAUCGUGUGUUCCGGACGUGAAGCGACGUUUCGUUGAUUCAGUGCCUUAAUAUUUACAAGCGAUUGUUUGUAUAUGUUUUUUUAUUUUGGGCUUUGAGCGAGCAACGAAUUGACAGCCACGAUAUGCGUCCAUGUAAUCACGAUUUGUACGAUCGUUGUUUUUUUUCUUUUUGUUAUUAAUAAAGAUAUAUAGUUUAUUUACGACAUCGACCUUGUC